AUGAAGCGCAAGCCAUGGCAUGGGGAUGCUGGUUACAAGUUGAAAUUGCCCGAGAGAGUGGAAGUUAAUUCAACUUUCCAUGUUAGUUUCCUUAAGAAGUUUCACGAGGAUGUCGCUGAAUCUUCAAGGAGCCAAGUGAAGAGAGCUCCGUGGGUUGUGAGGAAACAGUUUGAUGAUCAGAUUAGGGAAAUUCUAGAUCAUAGGACAUUUGGGCAAAGCAAAAGAAUAGGAGAACAGAGUUCCUUAUUCAAUGGAAUGACAAGCCAGUCACAGAGGCUACUUGGGAGAGAGUUUCACGAAGAUGUCGCUGAAUCUUCAAGGAGCCAAGCGAAGAGAGCUCCGCCGGUUGUGAGGAAACAGUUCGAUGAUCAGAUUGGGGAGAUUCUGGAUCAUAGGACACUGGGGCAAAGCAAAAAGAAUAGGAGAACAGAGUUCCUUAUUCAAUGGAAAGACAAGCCAGUUUCAAAAGCUACUUGGGAAAGAGAUACAACCUUGUGGCAGUUUGAAGAGCAAAUAGAGGAUUAUUUGCGGGCCCUACCAACGAGGACGUUGGCUCCUUCUGGUGGGAGUGUUUGCAGCAGCAGCAGAAGAAGAAAACUCAAAUUAAGUAGGGAAUUAAGAAGGAUGAAGAAAGUGAGUUGUGUAUUAGUUAUGUUGAUAACAAUGAUGAUGAUGAUAAAUGGGUGUUGGUGUCUGGAGCGUACCCAUUUUCCUUCAUCUUUUCUCUUUGGGACUGCCACUUCUUCUUAUCAGAUUGAAGGAGCAUAUUUGGAAGACAACAAAGGCCUCAGCAAUUGGGAUGUAUUCACCCACAUAUCUCCUGGAGAAAUCAAGGAUGGAAGCAAUGGAGACACAGCUGAUAAUCACUAUCAUCUAUUUUUGGAGGACAUAGAGCUGAUGCAUUCCCUUGGAGUAAAUUCAUAUAGAUUCUCAAUUUCAUGGGUCAGAAUACUACCCAAGGGUAGGUUUGGAGAGAUCAAUCCAGAAGGGAUUGCAUUUUAUAAUAAACUUAUUGAUGAUCUUUUGCUUAAAGGAAUAGAACCAUUUGUUACAUUGCAUCAUUACGAUGUUCCUCAAGAGUUGGAAGAUCGAUACGGUGCUUGGUUAAGUCCUCAAAUGCAGGAUGAUUUCGGCUACUUUGCAGAUAUUUGCUUCGAGGCAUUUGGGGACAGAGUAAAACAUUGGAUUACACUCAAUGAACCAAACAUGGUGGCUCAAUAUGGCUACUACAGUGGAAUAUGGCCACCGAGCCGAUGCUCUUUCCCUGCUGGAAACUGCACCACUGGUGACUCUAAAUUAGAACCCUACAUUGCUGCUCAUAAUAUGGUACUAGCGCAUGCCACAGCAACUGAAAUUUACAGAAAAAAGUACCAGGAAAAACAAGGAGGGAAGAUUGGCAUUGUGUUGCAUAUCUAUUGGUAUGAACCAUUAAGAGACAUUCCGGUUGAUCGUGUAGCUGCUCAACGAGCUCUAGGUUUCAAUGCUGCUUGGUUUAUGGAUCCCAUUAUGUAUGGAGAGUACCCACCAGAGAUGCAACAGAUUGUAGGUCUAAGACUGCCAGCAUUUUCAGAGGAGGACAAGAGGAAGCUAGCAAAUAAACUGGAUUUCAUUGGAAUCAAUCAUUAUAGCACUCUCUAUGCAAAGGAUUGUCUGCUUUCACCAUGCAAUUAUUAUGAUGAUUUGCUCAAAGAUACCUUUACUUAUGGAACUGGAGAGAAAAAUGGAGUUCUUAUAGGAGAGCCAACAGCAAUGCCUACGUUUUAUGUUGUUCCAAACAGUAUGGAGAAGACAAUCAUGUACUUCAAAGACAGAUACAACAACACGCCCAUGUUCAUCACAGAGAACGGAUAUGCACAACCCAGCAGUAGAAACAUCGGAGAUAUGCUCAAUGAUACGAACCGGGUGGAGUACAUGGAGGGUUACCUCACUUCUCUAGUUUCUGCAAUGAGGAACGGUGCAGAUGUGAGGGGCUACUUCCAUUGGUCUUUGAUAGAUAACUUUGAGUGGAGAUAUGGAUAUACCAUAAGCUUCGGGUUGGUUCAUGUAGAUCGUACAACAAUGAAGAGAACGCCAAAAAUAUCAGCUAAAUGGUUCCAGAAUUUCCUGAAAAAUGAAGCUCUCCAUGCCCAAGACUAGUAACUCAACAUUGUGCAUUUGUAAUC
Molecule: messenger RNA, 2162 nt
Organism: Manihot esculenta (cassava)
Lineage: Eukaryota; Viridiplantae; Streptophyta; Magnoliopsida; Malpighiales; Euphorbiaceae
Product: beta-glucosidase 18
Exons: 15
Coding region: 1-2136 (711 amino acids)
Biological process (GO): carbohydrate metabolic process
Molecular function (GO): beta-glucosidase activity
Source: RefSeq, a predicted model, not a curated record